Molecule: messenger RNA, 3647 nt
Organism: Rhinolophus ferrumequinum (greater horseshoe bat)
Lineage: Eukaryota; Metazoa; Chordata; Mammalia; Chiroptera; Rhinolophidae
Gene: GAD2
Product: glutamate decarboxylase 2
Exons: 16
Coding region: 563-2320 (585 amino acids)
Biological process (GO): GABA shunt
Cellular component (GO): cytoplasm
Molecular function (GO): glutamate decarboxylase activity; pyridoxal phosphate binding
Source: RefSeq, a predicted model, not a curated record
CAGCGCGCUGGCAGCCGCGUUAGCACCCUGGACAGCGCACCCGAACCCGCGCGGGCAGCCGCACCCUCCCACCUCUCGCUUUUGCCGGGGCUUGCCUGCACGCCUCCCACCCACUCACUCUGACUCCAGCUUGAGCUCACUGCCUGCCUCGCACCCCUCACGAUUCAGCUCCCUCCCUCUCCCAUUUUUCCCUCUGCCGCCCCCUCAUCCAUCCCUAUUGGGCUCCCUCGCCUUCCAAAUCACUCGGGCGCUCCGCUCUUUCCCAUCUCCCCGCUGUGUGGAGCCUUCCGGUCCCCUCUCCUAGUUAACCUCCACAGCUUUCAGAGCGUUGCCACAUCUCAAAGCCCUAACUCCAACACAAACGCGCGCACACACACACACGCAGACACGCACGUUCCCUGUCCCUGUGUGACACCCACUCUCUGCUUCGCGGUCGCGCAGGUCCCCGUGCGGUGCUCUCCUCCCGCCACACACACGCACGCGCGCGCAGGACGGAGCCGAACCAAGGCAGCUCGCAGACACUUCGCACUCGGAAGCGACCUGCUCCAGUCUUGCUACGCUGAUGGCCUCUCCCGGCUCCGGCUUUUGGUCCUUCGGGUCUGAAGAUGGUUCUGGGGAUCCGGAGAACCCCGGCACAGCUAGAGCCUGGUGUCAGGUGGCCCAGAAGUUCACCGGCGGCAUCGGAAAUAAGCUGUGCGCUCUGCUCUACGGAGACGCCGAGAAGCCCGCGGAGAGCGGCGGGAGCGAGCCCCCGCGGGCCACCUCCCGGAAGGCCGCCUGUGCCUGCAACCAGAAGCCGUGCAGCUGCCCCAAAACCGAUGUCAACUAUGCAUUUCUACACGCAACAGACCUGCUGCCAGCGUGUGAUGGAGAAAGGCCUACCUUGGCGUUUCUGCAGGAUGUCAUGGAUAUUUUGCUUCAGUAUGUGGUGAAAAGUUUCGAUAGAUCAACCAAAGUGAUUGAUUUCCAUUACCCUAAUGAGCUUCUUCAAGAGUAUAAUUGGGAAUUGGCAGACCAACCACAAAAUUUGGAGGAAAUUUUGAUGCAUUGCCAAACAACUCUAAAAUAUGCAAUUAAAACAGGGCAUCCCAGAUAUUUCAAUCAACUCUCUACUGGGCUGGAUAUGGUGGGAUUAGCGGCAGAUUGGCUGACAUCAACAGCAAACACUAACAUGUUCACCUAUGAAAUUGCUCCAGUAUUUGUGCUUUUGGAAUAUGUCACGCUAAAGAAAAUGAGAGAAAUCAUUGGCUGGCCAGGGGGCUCUGGCGAUGGGAUAUUUUCUCCUGGUGGCGCCAUAUCUAACAUGUACGCCAUGCUGAUUGCGCGCUUUAAGAUGUUUCCGGAAGUCAAGGAGAAAGGAAUGGCCGCCGUUCCCAGGCUCAUUGCCUUCACAUCUGAGCAUAGUCAUUUUUCUCUCAAGAAGGGAGCUGCAGCCUUGGGCAUUGGAACAGACAGCGUGAUUCUGAUUAAAUGUGAUGAGAGGGGAAAAAUGAUCCCAUCUGAUCUUGAAAGAAGGAUCCUUGAAGCCAAACAGAAAGGAUUUGUUCCUUUCCUUGUGAGUGCCACAGCUGGGACCACCGUGUACGGAGCAUUCGAUCCUCUCAUAGCUGUUGCUGACAUUUGCAAAAAGUAUAAGAUCUGGAUGCACGUGGAUGCAGCUUGGGGUGGAGGAUUGCUGAUGUCCCGGAAACACAAGUGGAAACUGAGCGGCGUGGAGAGGGCCAACUCUGUGACAUGGAAUCCACACAAGAUGAUGGGCGUCCCUUUGCAGUGCUCCGCUCUCCUGGUUAGGGAAGAGGGAUUGAUGCAGAGUUGCAACCAGAUGCACGCCUCCUACCUCUUCCAGCAAGAUAAACACUACGACUUGUCCUAUGACACUGGAGACAAGGCCUUACAGUGUGGACGGCAUGUUGAUGUUUUCAAGUUAUGGCUAAUGUGGAGAGCAAAGGGGACUACUGGGUUUGAAGCACAUAUUGACAAGUGUUUGGAACUGGCAGAGUAUUUGUACAAUAUCAUAAAAAACCGAGAAGGAUAUGAAAUGGUGUUUGAUGGAAAGCCUCAGCACACAAAUGUCUGCUUCUGGUACGUUCCUCCGAGUUUGCGUGUCCUGGAGGACAAUGAAGAGAGAAUGAGCCGCCUCUCAAAGGUGGCUCCAGUGAUUAAAGCCAGAAUGAUGGAGUACGGGACCACAAUGGUCAGCUACCAGCCCUUGGGAGAUAAGGUCAAUUUCUUCCGCAUGGUCAUCUCAAAUCCCGCAGCAACUCACCAAGACAUUGACUUCCUGAUUGAAGAAAUAGAACGCCUUGGACAAGAUUUAUAAUAACCUAGCUCACUAAGCUGUUUCAGUUCUCUAGGUAGACAAUUAAGUUGUCACAAACUGUGUGAAUGUAUUUGUAGUUUGUUCCAAAGUAAAUCUAUUUCUAUAUUGUGGUGUCAAAGUAGAGUACAGUUUAAAAAUCAAAAAAAAACAUUGCUCCUUUUAAAAUUCCUUUCUUAAGUUUAGAAUACCUCUCUAAUAAUUAGUGACAAGAGGCUGUGUUCUAAUCAAUAAGGAAAAGCUUAAAAUUGUUAUAAAUUCUUCUCUUACUUUUAAUAUAGUGUGCAAAUCAAAUUUUCUUUUCACUUCAGAAUAGUAGGAUUGAAUAGUGCCAAAUUGCCCCUGAAUCAUAAAAGGUUCUUUGGGGUGCAGUGAAAAGGAUAAAGUAAAUAUAAAAUAUAUGUUGACAAUAAAAACUCUUGCCUUUUUCAUAGUAUUAGAAAAAAUUUCUAAUUUACCUAUAGCAACAUGUCAAAUGUAUUUAAAUACAUAUAAUUUUACAAAAGGAAAAUAUAUAUAUUAAAAGAAAUCCUAUUUUGUAACAUAUAGAUUUUUAUUUUGUAUGGGUUAUACAACUGCAGGGGCAGAUAUAAAAAAUAAUCCAGAUUUUUUUUUUUGCUUUCUUUUAAUGGAGGCACAAUAAAACACUUAGCAAAGUUAUAUUGAAACAUAGGCCCACAAAAUUCUUAAAAGGUAGGAUGCUUUCUUUCUGUUCAUGUUAUGGCUUACCACAUCUCUAAAAUCAGUAUUAUAAAACAAACACAAAAAGUUCCUUACUAUGAUUAAUCAGAUCGACAAUAAGAUUCUCUUCCCAUAUAAGUUUUCCACCCAGUGGACCCCUUGCAGACAUGCUCAAUAAGCAUGACAAGCCAAGCCUCAUCUUAGACUGAAUUAAGGGAAUCGUUUCUCUUUUGCUUUCCACUUCAGUCUGUUUUAAACAGAAUGUUGAUGCUGGUUCUUGAGGCAUCUUCCCAAACAGUAUUCUUUUAUUAGGUCAUUUGAAUUAAUUCGGGAAAAUAAAAAUAAAAUCUAAUCAGCCUGAGCAAAGAGGAACCAAGCACAUUCCAGAAUGUGGUAAGCCCUGAAAAUUAAAGUCAGUUCUGGGAGAAGAGAGCUCUGUGUGAGAAUAAUGACGUCAUCCUGGACGCCAUAUUGACCCUGUCCAAGGAGUCAUUUAUCUCCCGGGUAAUUGCUUAGUCCCACUCCCUCCCCAUUCCUACCAACAAAAGUCUCUCCCACUAGCUUCCCUAUCACUGGAAUCCCAAAUACUUGAUUUCUACUCCGUGGGUGGUGUUUUUAUGCCCUGGAGAAAUGAGCUCCUCACCCAGGA